This is a messenger RNA of Cuscuta campestris, 1469 nucleotides long. NCBI's taxonomy places the organism in Eukaryota, Viridiplantae, Streptophyta, Magnoliopsida, Solanales, Convolvulaceae. The record is from the annotation of a GenBank genome assembly.
GAUUUGUACCCCAAUUUGUAUCUCGCAGUUUUGCACCAACAUUUUGUGUUGGUGUAAAACUAAUUUUUGUUAAACGCACCAACAUUUGUGUCCGUGUGAAUUUUUAUUAACGCACCAACACUUGUGGCGGUGUAAACCAUCGAAAUAUUUAUGCAAACCUGUGGUGUACAAAUGGGGUAUAUUUGUUGGUCUAAGUGUAGCAUGGUCCUAAAUACAACCACAAGUCGCGUGCGCGCGGAGAGGGUCGAUUGAUUUUCUCUUUGUAUCUCUUCCGUCCCGUCCCUGUAGACAGACUGCUGUGUGUGGUGAAGGCAUGGUGAAAGCUUCGGGUGGGAAGCGAAAGUGUCUGCCUCCUCCGACCCUGGAAAGCGGGCCUCAGUCCAGAAAUUUACCAGACGAAGUAGAAAAGGAGCUUCUGGAGGGGUUACUACAUCCCCACACCAAAGUUACUGAUGAAGAUAAAAAAAUGUACAUGUCCCUCCUACGUCCAGAGCUUCCUGUGGAACCUCCUGCUCCUGUGUUGCAGAAGAAGCCUAAGCGUCAACGUAUAGUUCAAAUACGCACUGUUCCCGAUUUCCUUCGUGAUCCAGUUCUUGAUCACAGGCCAAAGCCUGAACCGACAUACCUCAAAAACAGAAGAGAGCAAAAUGACCCAAAUCCUUGGGAGAAGACAAGCGGGUUCACUCAAAAAGAACUACGACAAAGGAACCUGCACCUGCGAUGGGCAUUGGCUGCUCUUUCUCGCUACAACAGGAGACAUGGUACAAAUUAUAAGCUUGUGGAAGUCAUCAACUGCAAUGGGUUUCUUCUUCCUGUAUACAAGAUCUGGGUUCAUUGUGCUUUCAAAGCUGCAACUGAAACAUCUAAUGUUCCAGAGCUCUUUUUUGCUGAAUUUUACCAAUACGAGCUUCAGAAGGAUCAUUUCCAGAGUGUGACUCGUAUUACCAGUCGCAUCAAGACUACAUGUGAUGACUGCCGAUAUUGCGAAGGGAAGGGGAUUCCUCAUCCAGUCAACAAAUUCACCGAAGGGCAGAAGUACUAUGAGGGACCUAUUUUACGCACAAGGCGGCUCACUUAAUCUGUUAGGAUUGUCUCGUCCAAUGUCUGGGUGAAUCAAUGGAUGCUACUUUGUGUGUGUGUGUUUUUGUUGCUGUGGGUCUUCCUUGGUGAGAAGCUAUUUAUUACAAAUACAUUCCCUUUUGAAUGUCCCUGUUAAGUGUUCCGAUGGGGUUAACUAACAUUGAACGGAUUAGUAUUUAUGUUCUUGGAGUAUUUCUAAUUCUCAAUUAUCAGAACACUAGCAACUCUCAACUUUGAAGAUGAGUUACGCAAUACUUUAAUUAAGAAUUAAAAGCCUUCAUUUUUCAAAGUACUAAAAAAGUCUUUACUUAUUUGCAUAUGCUUUUCAACAAUUUUAUGCUGUAUUGGGAACUACUCGCACAAAGUGCGAAUAAAGCUUUUGUGUGUGU